Molecule: messenger RNA, 2469 nt
Organism: Letharia lupina
Lineage: Eukaryota; Fungi; Ascomycota; Lecanoromycetes; Lecanorales; Parmeliaceae
Exons: 2
Coding region: 1-2469 (822 amino acids)
Biological process (GO): rRNA processing
Cellular component (GO): nucleus
Source: RefSeq, a predicted model, not a curated record
AUGGCACCCCAGGAUGCGUUCAAUCCACUGCGAGUGGUCACCCAGCGCCUCUCGUCUACGCCUUCCAAACAACUUCCACACGUUGCUCCCUAUCUGGCAACUACAAUCGCUCAAUGUGUUAAAGCUUUCGCUGCAUCUCCUAAGGAAGGCUACGUUGCGGGUGGACCAGAAUCCGCAGUAAUAAUUCACAAACUUAAAACUCAGCUUUCUGCGUUACUACAAGACAAGAGCCCAGAAGCUAGAUAUGCAGCAGUGGUCUUAAUUAAAGCCACAGUCGAAGUUGGAGGUUGGAACGUUUUGCAGGGGGCAGGGGCAUGGGUCAGAGGUCUUAUUAGCAUUCUCGGACAGAAGCACGAUUCAUCAAGCACCAAGAAGCUCUGCAUUAUCACCAUAACUAGAAUCUUCCUACUUACGCACGAACAUCAGUCACUGGUUAGGGAGAUCACCACACCUUCGUUGCCAGGACUCAUUACAGCAUGUCUGAAUCUCACAAAAUACUCACCCUCGCCCAAGCCAGCUCAACAGAGCCCACUUCUUCUGCAUGUAGUUCUGCAUGCAUUAAGCGAGCUGAUCGCUAUCCACCCGACAUCAUUCCGUCCAUUCGUACCGCAGAUACAGUCCUUGACGCACCCGCUGAUUGCUCCCACACCCUCAAAUUUUGAAAAUGCAAAUAACCCAACUUUCACCUCAGCAUCUAUAUCCGAAAGUGCCCGACAUUUAUUUGUCUUACUCCACGUUUCCGGACCCAAGAAUACGGCUGGGGAAGAAUGGGCAAAAUCUCUCGACGCUCUGAUUGAUUCUGUGCAAAGGACAGGGGACAAGGUUUUUCGGUCAUUGAUCGAGGAUUGGACAUCUUCGAUAGCGAAGUAUGAUGUUGCAGGUUCAAAUCCGGUCGAGGAUGUUGUAAACGACCGGAAGCCAACACCAUUGGCUUUGCCUGCUUGGACUGGGAUUCAUGCUGGAAUUGAGAGACUUGACGGUCUUCUGCACACAUUGCAGGCAUUUCUAGCUUCUGCUAAUGCAGCGGUUGUAUCACUUCCAGUAGGUAAUAUCCUCAACUUAGUCGACAGGGUAUUUUCGAUUUUUCCACCAGGGAAUGGGAGGAACCCACGAAUAAAGCUCGAGAUUGGCAGGGAUGAGCGCGAGGGGCUAUGGGUCGGAUUGCCUCGGCUUCAGAUCUCAGCAAUAGGAGUCUGCUCACUCAUGAUUUCGCGUAUGGGUCAUAGCUCUGCAGCAAUAGCUUCCACAAUAAUGGAGCAGCUUUUAUGGACCUUGGAGAGCCAAUAUGGAAACGAUGAUUUUCGAAGAGCAGCAUAUGGGCUGGUGUCACAGAUCCUCACCGCAUUUGGGCCUUCGUUGCCUAGAACCCACGCAAGGUCACUCUCUCGAUGCGUUAGGAUGUGUUGCGAGGACCUCUUGCCCUCUGUUGAAUCUCAAGUGCAGAGUGGACAAGCUUGGUUUCCUGAAACGAAAAAACAUCCAAAUGGGAUCAUAUCUUCAACGAAUGCAGACUCGUACCUAAAGCCUGCGACAGAUGAGGUGGACCUAUCGAGUGCUUCCACCAAUUUACUCCAAGCGGCACAAGAGCUUCUACCGCUGACAUUAAUGAAUUUACCCAACGCGUACCUUCCAUUCUCUCUUCGUUGCCAAAUCGAUCGAACGGCCAUAAUCACAAAUAACAAGAAAGCGAUGCUGGCAAGUGUGAUGAAUCCAACUUCCAGACGCAAAGGACAGAAGCAGACAAGCAGCAUUCUACCCUUACUUGCGAGGGCGCACCCGGAAGCCUCGGAGGUAGAGGCCCUGCUGCGGCCCCAAAUGCCUCCAAUACAGUCUCGGCGAAGCGAUGGGGAAGAGAUGGAGUCAGAUCAGGAAGAGGACACAUACAUGUACGAUCACCCUCAAAUCGACGAUUCCGACGGACUCUAUCAUAAUUCGAUAAAUAUCAAUAAGAACGCCAACGUCGACAAGAAUAUCAUCGCGGUAGAACAAAGCGGCGCACAAGUAGACGCUACACCAGGUGCUGUGGAAAAGAGUGCUCCGGGCACAGAGCCUACGGUUGAUUCCAAGAUUACAGCAACAGGCUUGCCGGAACUCACGUCUGCCUUCUCCUACACUUCAACGAAGCGUGAUCGGGAGGAAAUUUCCGAUUUUGGCACACUAGAAUUUGUUGAGGGCGAUGGGACAGAGCAAAUCGAGAUAGAACGGGCUAGCAAGCGAUCAAGAGUGGGUUUUGAUGAAACACGAAAGGAAACUCCACUGGGACCAGAGCCCGCAGAUCCCGCAGUCCUGGACACUGAUGGAUCAGCGCAAGCCGUCAAGAAGGUCUCUGCCUCAGACUCUGCUGCUGUGUCAGGUAGACAGCCUGUCUUACAGCAAGAGGAUAGCGAUGAGAGUGAUUUUGAGAUGCCAAUUUUGAACCUGGACCCAGAUACGGACGAGGAGGAAGAGGAAGAGGAAGAAGAUGAUUGA